GCUUCGGCGAACGCCCACACCAUAUGCAUUUCAACAAACACUCGCCGGACAUCUUCUCAUGCCCGCCACUAAGCUCAAAAACCUCGGCAACCUUUUCCGUUCCGCCUCUAAAUUCAAAACCGCCACCGCCACCUCGGCUGAGGACGUUGCUCUGAAAAAAUACGUUUCCUCUAUAAAUGUCUCCACCUCCGACACUAUCCGCAAGCAGUUACUCAACUACAAGGCACCUAAAUCAGACGUCUCUUCUUCUUCUAGUAUUGAUACUGCUUCUUUUCUCAAGCCUCUCGGGGGUAUCGGUGGGAUCGGAAACUUGAAGCUUCUCUCUGCUGCUGAUAACGACGAGUCGGCGAGGCUGCUGUCGGAGGAGAUAUCUGCAAUAUUACGUGGUGAGCGAGAUUACUAUGUGGAUGGCUCAUAUGAUUCAGCAAGUGAUAGUGAAGAAUCUUUCAGCAAUGUUUUGCAUGAUCCGUGGAUCUCACGCUCAGCAGAAAACAACAUAUCUCUGCGUAGGAAAGAAAUAUCCCGGGAGCGAAAGCAGAAGUGGAUCUUUAGCAGUAGUCAGAAAAAUCGUUUUGACCGACUAACAACAAUGUGUGGGGAGAAGUUGGGGCCAGAUGCGACCAUUCAGAUACUUGGUAAAUUGGGACGAGGAACUGGAUUGAAAGAAUUUAAUGCUUUAAUUCGACUGUGCAUAGAAACAGCCAGGAAAACUGAUGAUGAAGAAGUUUCCCUACAGCAGAUUUUCAAGGCUUACAAAAUUUUUGAAUGGAUGAAGGAAUUGGGAUUCCCAAUAGGGGAAACUACUUAUGGUCCCUUCCUUAGGUAUCUUAUUGAUUUUGGCUUGGUUCCUGAGUUUCACUUCUUCUGUGAACUAAUCAGAGACGAGAAUUCACUCCCCACAUUAACUUACUAUGAGAUGCUUCUUUACAUUGGAGUGAAUGAUGAAGAAAAGAUACAGGAGCUUUGUUAUAAUCUUGCACUGUAUGAUGGCAACGAUAAAUCCUCCUUUCAACAGAGCUAUCUUUUAGCAUUUUGUGAAAGUAACCGGAAAAAGGAGCUUUUGCCCUUAUUGGAAGCUUUUGACAUUACAAAAGUUUCAUCUAUGGAGCAUUUGGUGAAUAUUUUCAGAUCUUUAGGGAAGCUCUCGCUGGACCUCUUUGCAGAGAGGUUCUUGUUGGCAUUAAAAAUGGAUGAAAUUGGAGCAGAAAAGAUCUCAAACUUCAUCUACAACUAUGUGACUAGCAUACCAAAUUUAGCAGUUGAAGAUGUCCUUGUCAAGUUUAAAACUUUGCUAGCAAAAUUAGAACUGAUGCCUUUGUCUGAGCAUUAUGAAAAGUUUAUUCAGUAUUGCUGUGAAUUGCUCAAGGUACAUGAUGCGCUUAACAUUGUAGAUGAGAUGUUAAAAGUAGGAUUUACCUUGUCAUUGGAUACAUUUCAUUCCCUGUUGGAUGCCUGCGAGGAAAGCAGGGAGUAUAAUUUGGUUCGUCGCCUCUAUUCCAUGAUAUCUUGCCAUGACUUGAAACCAAGUACUGAAACAUUCAGGAGGAUGAUAAAUCUCAGUGUGAAAAUGAAAGAUUUUGAAGGUGCGUAUGGCAUGAUAGUGGAUCUGGAUAAAUUGAAUUUGAUGCCUACAUCAAACAUAUACAAUGCCAUAAUGGCUGGAUACUUCCGUUAUAAAAACAUUAAUGGUGCAUUGAUGGUUCUCAAACAAAUGAAAGAUGCAGAUGUGAAGCCAGAUUCCCAGACAUACAGUUACCUUUUAGUCAACUGUGACUCUGAAGAGGAUAUUGAUAAGAUUGUUGAAGAAAUGAAGCAGUCUGGAGUUCUCAUCACGAAGAUUGUUUUUAUGUCCCUCAUCAAUGCAUAUGUAUCAUGUGGACAAUUUGAAAAGGCUAAACAGGUAAUGUUGGAUAAACGAAUACCAGCCAAGAGCUUGAAUGAAGUUAAAAGUGUGUUUGUUUCGGCUCUUGCAUCACAUGGACAGAUGUCUGAUGCUCUCAAUCUGUAUGAAGAAAUCAAGCAAGCAGAAGGUCGUUUGGAGCCCAAGGCAGUUAUUAGUUUGAUCGAACAUCUCCAAUCGGAAGGUCAAUUGGACAGAUUGCUUCAGUUACUCAAGGAAUUGGAUAACCCUGAUUACUGGUUUGAUGGGUGCUUUAGGGUUGUUUUAUACUGUAUUCGGCAUGAGCAUCUAACCUCUGCAGUUGAUUUGCUUAGGCAACUAAAGCAGAGUGUCAUUUCUGAUGAUGCAGCAACAGAAAAUGUCUUUGAUGAGGUGUUUUGCCAAAUUGCUGAGAAAGAGCCAACAGAUAUGCAUUUUGGCUUGGCCAUGCUUCAAGCUGUCAAAGACCUUGAUCUACGCCCCUCACGGAAAAGUCUUGAUUUUCUGCUUACAGCUUGUGUUAGUGCCAAGGAUUUGGAAUCUUGUUUUCUUAUUUGGAAAGAGUACAAGGCAGCUGGUCUUCCAUACAACGUUCUAAGUUUUGUAAGGAUGUAUCAGGCCCUUUUGGCAUUGGGCGAUCAUAAAUCUGCACAAAGUAUUUUGAAUAAAAUACCAAGAGAUGAUCCUCAUGUUAGCCGGGUCAUCCAGGAAUGUCAGGCAACAUUUACUGGAUCCCUUCCUUCAAAAGGAAAGAAAAAGAAAAAGAAAAAGAAGAAAAAUGUAAAGGUGUAAUAUUCUUCCUUAGUUCUUCAAUCCGAAUUUAGGAAGUUCAGAGGCAUAAUGUUCUCCUGCUGUUGAAAUAUUAUCUCGUUUCAUUAUUUCCAUUUCCAUCUUU
Molecule: messenger RNA, 2774 nt
Organism: Coffea eugenioides
Lineage: Eukaryota; Viridiplantae; Streptophyta; Magnoliopsida; Gentianales; Rubiaceae
Product: pentatricopeptide repeat-containing protein At4g04790, mitochondrial-like
Exons: 3
Coding region: 59-2671 (870 amino acids)
Molecular function (GO): protein binding
Source: RefSeq, a predicted model, not a curated record